AUGACCUCUCUGGUCAAGCGGGGUAAUUUCUUCGAGAAGUUGGGCAGCGCUCUUUCUGGGAAGCUAAAGAUAGUGCCGCAGCAACGUCCGAUCGAAAUCGCAGCAUGGAGUAAGCGUGAAUACGCUAGUCCUCAAGAGCGGUACCGAGCACGCGUCUCGAUACACCCAUUCGCAGAGAGGACGCCCGACAAUCUUCGCCGACUCCUCGGGACGGCCGAGUACUUGGUCAAGGCCUUUGAUAGUGCCUGCGAGACCGCUGGCCGUCUGUCUGAGCUUCUUUGCGACACUUGCAAGGACAUUGAUGCCGUUAUCCGGGACACUGUUGAGUAUGAAGGUCGUGUCGUGGCCGAGGAGUCCCUUGUUACUGACGUAUCAGCUGUCAACAGACUCCUCGACGGGUUUUCUGCUCAAGAAGUGGAAGUCUUGAUGACUCCAGAGAAUGAGGACCGAACUGGUCCUUCUUUGUUUUUGUUGAGUUACGAUGCAUCUUCCCCAAAGCGAGAUGAAGCUCUUCGUCGCGAAGAGGGGGGUGGUGGCGAAAUGGACGCCGACGGAGACUUGGACGCAGAGGUCUGA
Messenger RNA from Desarmillaria tabescens, 576 nucleotides. RefSeq lists its product as uncharacterized. Lineage: Eukaryota; Fungi; Basidiomycota; Agaricomycetes; Agaricales; Physalacriaceae. The record is from RefSeq and is a predicted model, not a curated record. The coding region runs from base 1 to 576 and encodes 191 amino acids. The transcript is spliced from 5 exons.